ACCCCUCGUUCUCUCGUCUCUUCUCCCACUAAACCCUUCUUUAAAUUCCUUAAUUUCCGAGAGAUUUUUGAAGAGACGAUGGUGGUGGCCGAGAGUGGCGGCGAUACGGUGGUGGUGAUAAGAGAGUACAACCCAAAAACAGACAUUGAGAGAGUAGAACAGGUGGAGAGAAGCUGUGAAGUAGGCCCAAGUGGUGAAUUCUCACUCCACGCCGACCUCUUAGGUGACCCUGUUUGCAGAGUUCGCAACUCUCCUGCGUAUCUCAUGCUGGUGGCGGAGAUGGUGGUGAACGGCGGUGGAGAUGAGACGAGAGAGGUGGUGGGGAUGAUUAGGGGCUGCAUCAAAACCGUUACAUGCGGUAGAAAAGUAUGCCGGAAAGCUAAUUAUCCGCCGGAACUUCGCCCUGUCUUUACUAAACUUGCCUAUAUCAUAGGCCUACGAGUCUCUCCAUCUCACCGGAGAAUGAAAAUUGGAUUAAAGCUCGUUUCUCAAAUGGAAUAUUGGUUUAGAGACAACGGCGCGGAAUAUUCAUACAUCGCAACCGACGCCACCAACAAACCUUCCGUUAACCUCUUCACCGGAAAAUGCGGAUACUCAAAAUUCCGCAACCCUUCAGUCCUCGUCCACCCAGUAUUUGCCCAUCGCCUCCGAGUCAACCACCGAGUCAAAAUCAUUAAACUCUCACCAUCCGACGCUGAAACCAUUUACCGCCACCGAUUCUCCACCACCGAGUUCUUCCCACGAGACAUCGACUCAGUACUCAGAAACAACCUAAACCUUGGCACGUUCCUCGCUGUUCCAAAAGAUUGUCCGCAUUCAAUAUCAUGGGCCGGGUCGGAUCGGUUUCUUUCUAACCCGCCUGAGUCAUGGGCUAUCAUGAGCGUCUGGAAUUGUAACGACGUGUUUAAGUUGGAAGUUAAAGGGGCGUCGAGGUUAAGGAAAGGGCUCGUUAAUACAACCCGGGUCUUGGAUCGGAUCUUUCCUUUUUUGAAUUUACCUUCUUUACCCAAGAUUUUUAACCCGUUUGGGCUCCAUUUGCUAUACGGGUUUGGUGGGGAAGGUCCGUUUUAUCUAGAUUUUGCAAAGGCCUUGUUUGGUUUUGCUCAUAAUUUAGCGAAGGAGCACAAGUGUGGGGUUGUGGCGACUGAGGUAUCGAGUGAGGAUCCACUCAAGUUGGUGAUUCCACAUUGGAAAGUGUUAUCUUUUGUGGAUUUAUGGUGUAUCAAGAGGCUUGAUGAAGAUUAUAGUGAUGGUUUUGUGGGGGAUUGGAGAAAAUCACAACCUGGUUUAUCUUUUUUUCUCGAUCCUAGAGAGUUUUGAAAGGUCUUGAUGUUGAAAGUUGUUGAUGUAUAUUUGAGAAAUCAUUAGAGAAUACAAAAAUGUUUAAAGUGUGGACUUUGAAGUAAAGUCUAAUAAUCGCUUGUUUAGUUUUUAGUAUUUGUAACGAGUGGAUGGGGGAAACUGGAAAGGAAGGAAAUGUGUUUUGGAAGGGGGUAUAUAUUCUAAAGUGGGACCUAUAUGGUAUUUU
This is a messenger RNA of Lactuca virosa, 1528 nucleotides long. The record is from the annotation of a GenBank genome assembly. Lineage: Eukaryota; Viridiplantae; Streptophyta; Magnoliopsida; Asterales; Asteraceae.